Rhagoletis zephyria (snowberry fruit fly) is the source of this 1074-nucleotide messenger RNA. The record is from RefSeq and is a predicted model, not a curated record. NCBI's taxonomy places the organism in Eukaryota, Metazoa, Arthropoda, Insecta, Diptera, Tephritidae.
AUGACUGAAAAGUUCAUCGAGGUGAAGCACUAUCUCAUUCAACAGUGCCCAAACUCUGGAUACUUUUACAUGCGUCCCAAUGAACGUUUUCCCUCUCUUGACAAGCUCAUCAAGCACUACCGCUCAAAUCGUGGCCAUCUAAUAACCAAUCUCUCCACGGUGCCCUCUCGCCUGAACACACUGGAUCAGAUGUUCAGUGAGCCGGCAAAGCCACUCAGCGGCAUUAUUACUAAAGACAAAUCCUGGGAAAUUAAGGCUUCUGAGCUGCAACUACUGGAGGAACUCGGUUCCGGGCAGUUUGGCGUCGUCCGUCACGGAAAGUGGAUGGGCAAAAUUGAUGUGGCAGUCAAACUGAUGAAGGAGGGCACAAUGUCAGAGCAUGACUUUAUUGAGGAGGCCAAAGUGAUGACCAAGUUGCAGCACAACAAUCUCGUCAAACUUUACGGACUCUGCAUUGAACACCGACCCAUCUGCAUUGUGGCGGAGUUUAUGAAGCACGGCUCUCUACUAUCGUUUCUGCGCAAAAACGAAGCUAAACUGGGCGAACAAAGCACCAAAGUCACCUACAUUCUGCUGAACAUGUGCAUUCAAGUGUGCUCAGGAAUGGCCUAUCUCGAGUCUCACAAUUACAUUCACCGGGAUCUCGCGGCUCGAAACUGUCUGGUGGGCAAUUCGGGCAUCGUCAAAGUGGCGGAUUUCGGUCUGACACGAUACGUCAUUGAUGACGAGUACACCUCCAGUGGGGGCACCAAAUUUCCCAUUCGGUGGGCGCCACCGGAAGUACUCUGGUACACUCGAUUCAGCUCAAAGUCAGACGUCUGGGCGUAUGGCAUUCUUAUGUGGGAAAUAUUUACUUGUGGAAAACUUCCUUACGGAAAGAUGAGCAACUCUGAGGUGGUUGAAAGGAUUCGUGAAGGUCAUCGACUUGAUAGGCCAAAACCUAAUUGCAGUAGUGAGAUAUACCAGCUGAUGCAACUUUGCUGGCAAGAGUUGCCCGAAAAACGACCUUCUUUUGGAAAAAUUGAGUUCUUUUUAGGAAGUCUCAAAAGCAGGGAAAUUGCUAGAAGACACUGA